Desarmillaria tabescens is the source of this 679-nucleotide messenger RNA. RefSeq lists its product as uncharacterized. Lineage: Eukaryota; Fungi; Basidiomycota; Agaricomycetes; Agaricales; Physalacriaceae. The record is from RefSeq and is a predicted model, not a curated record. Bases 150 to 626 code for a protein of 158 amino acids. The transcript is spliced from 4 exons.
UGCGAUACUGCGAUAGGUCAAUCGCUUUCUGGUAUAAUCUUCCUUCCGGUCGCAGGGUUUACAGACAAAUCUAGCCUGUUCAUAUAUGGAAUCACUCGAAGAAAAUCUCCGCUGCCGGUCUUGCCAGUUUAUUAACAGGAAGGUCUUUUAUGUUGUCCUUCAUCCUCCUACUACCUGUCAACAUCAGCUUGACAUCCCUUCUUCACUUUCGUCACUUUUCCUACUCGUUCCACGAUGUGCCGCCGUCGCCAAGUCAGGAAUGUCUACACCCGAUGUGGACACGCUGUCAACCUGCCCGAAGAAAUUGUAUAACGAUUACUACGCGUGCAAUAUUGCGACAUUCCUCUCAUAUUUACCACUGUUUUAGAUUUCGUGCGAGGAGUCUACCUGCAAGUUUAGUCUUUUCCAUCCUGCGAAAUGCAAACCGCCAGCUUGUCGGCAGACCUGUUGGCAAUACUGUCGUUAUCCUGAGCAGUAUUGUACGACGACAGUUUAAAUAUUUCUGUCCUUUCCCGCUAACAUUCUUGAUAACCCCCCACAUUGGUUCAUAUUGCCCUGCUUGCAAUACCAAGGCUGUUGAGCCGCAGGUGAAGCAUCCCUUGUACCAGCUUGCCUCCAAAUCGUAACGCUGAUAGUUUCAUUAUGUGACUAGCAUUAUACCUAGACACUGGCAUAUCCU